Molecule: messenger RNA, 510 nt
Organism: Racocetra persica
Lineage: Eukaryota; Fungi; Glomeromycota; Glomeromycetes; Diversisporales; Gigasporaceae
Source: the annotation of a GenBank genome assembly
UUUGAAGAAGUACCAAUACACACUUUAUAUGAAUUUUUGUUAUAUCAAAGAGAAGCAUUUCCUUUUAAUAAAGAGAUUUACAACCAGUUUGAUAAAAAUAUUAUUGAUUUUUGUGAUUCAGCAAAGGAUAUUGCACCAGAAUUGUUUUGUCUAGCCUUACAAUUAUUUGAAAUAUGCAUUAAUUCAGCUUCGGUUGAAAGGUUAUGGUCAACUAUAGUUCCUAUUCGAUCUCAGAACGAUAAUGAAGAUUUUGUGCAAGAAUUAGAAAAAUCAACUGUAAGUGACAACAAAAUCUGCUCACCAACUACCGAUAAUCUGCCAAAAGACAUAGUCGAUGAGACUAAAACUUUUGAUGAAAAAGAAAAUUGGUCAAAUAUAAUUGAGAACUGGGUUGAAAUGUUAAACAGUAAAAAUCGGUUAGAGAAUGGUGAAAUUGUAGAUGAUGAACUACCUGAAUUUAAAUUUGGUGGGUGCACUACUCACCCAGCAGAUGAUUCAUUGGCAAAAUAG